GUCGUCUCGUCGCCAUCUCCCCACCACCUCGUCACCGCAGACCAUGCCCCCACGGGGCCCCCGCGCGGCCGUGGCCUACCGGUGAACGCCACCCAGACACACGGGACCGCGCAGCCGGCGAGCACGGCAUCGCACAUCACGGGCGCGGCCAAGAGGCGGGAGCCGUGCGCUGCGAAGUGCGGAAGCGCCUGUUAAUUGCUCUCCCUCCAGUGCCGCGCAGUGCGCACAGGGUUUUAGGAAGGGGGCGACACCGGUAUCGCCAUUCGCCAGCCAUGGAAUCCGCAACGGCGGCCGUCCGCAGCGCGUCGCUAGCCCGGGCCCGGCCCGCGCCGCUCGUCCACGGGCGCGCGCGCGGGGCGGGUCGCGUCGUGGGCGCUGGCCUCGCCGCGCGCGCCCGGCGGAGGGCGCUCGUCGCCGUAGCCUCCCACCAGGAGCACCACGAGCCGCUCCCGCCGCGCGCGCAGGAGGGCGGCGCCGUGGCUGUGGCGACGCAGGCUGACGAGGCGGAGGUCCAUGCGAUUGACGCUCCGGCGGCUGCUGCUGAAACCUCGUCUUCCCAACUGGCUGCUGGCAAGACAGUGCGUGUUCGAUUUGUGCUGAAAAGGCAGUGCACGUUCGGGCAGAGCGUCUGCCUUGUCGGCGACGACCCUGCGCUCGGCCUCUGGGAUCUGUCGAACGCGUUUCCUUUGAAGUGGGCGGAAAGCCACGACUGGACCUUAGAGAAAGAUUUGCCGGCCAACAAGCUGAUUGAGUUCAAGUUCUUGCUCCAAGAUUCCACAGGAAAGUUGCAUUGGCAGGGUGGGCCAAACAGAAGCUUUCAGACAGGUGAAACCGCCGCAAACACAUUGGUUGUGUUUGAAGAUUGGGGUGAUGUGAAGAAUCAGAAAAUAGUAGAAGAGGGGGGAGUGGCGUCUGCUGGGAUAGAACAAACUGUUGUUUCAAAUGACAGCGAAAGCAGAAAGGGUACUGUUUUAGAAGCUGAGCUCCAAGUAGAUGAUAAUCUGGUCCAAGAAGAUGAAUUCGUUGUUGCCAAGGAGGACAAGAAGCCAGCGGUUGCCACAGAUGCUUCUGUUCAAGUAGAUUGGGUGAAGACAGACGAAGCUAACCCUCAAAAGUCCAAGUUGCAUGAGGAAAUGGAAGUUCUAGACGAACUUCUUGGAAAAGAAAACAUGGAGAACAGCGGUAUUUCGAGCACUGAUGAGAAUUAUGCUGAAAAAACUGGAGAUGAUAUCUUGUUUGAGGAUGGCGUUCUGAUUGAGAAUGGGUUAGCCACUGCUUAUGAACAUGAUUUGCUUUGGGGUUGGAAGGCCCUGCAGCAGCUGCUGAUGAGCCUGGGUUUCAAAAUGGAUACAACAUGAAAAAGGCAUAAUCUAUUGCCAUAUAUCUAAUGUUCGUAUGUCGCAAUUCGGAUGCAAUGGUGUUGCUUUCCAGGAUAAUUUGUUUUGACCCCUGAGGAGACUGCCUUGUGGAUGUUCACGGAAAAGGCUUUGCACUCUAGAAAGCUGCUGGCAUUGUGGUAUUGUAUGUAUAUAAUAUGUUCGUUUUCCAGGCGUGCUGUAUCUUAGCAGGAAUGAGAACCUGUUAUUAUAAAUAAUCAACCAUCAGUUUUACU
Molecule: messenger RNA, 1612 nt
Organism: Zea mays
Lineage: Eukaryota; Viridiplantae; Streptophyta; Magnoliopsida; Poales; Poaceae
Exons: 5
Coding region: 273-1358 (361 amino acids)
Cellular component (GO): membrane
Molecular function (GO): starch binding
Source: RefSeq, marked provisional